Molecule: messenger RNA, 4027 nt
Organism: Hyaena hyaena (striped hyena)
Lineage: Eukaryota; Metazoa; Chordata; Mammalia; Carnivora; Hyaenidae
Gene: PRDM11
Product: PR/SET domain 11
Exons: 8
Coding region: 466-3990 (1174 amino acids)
Biological process (GO): regulation of transcription by RNA polymerase II
Cellular component (GO): nucleus
Molecular function (GO): RNA polymerase II cis-regulatory region sequence-specific DNA binding; protein binding; DNA-binding transcription factor activity, RNA polymerase II-specific
Source: RefSeq, a predicted model, not a curated record
CGCCCCUGCGCUCGGCCGCGGGACCUCACACUUUCCCUGCCGGACACGCGGGCGGGACGCCGCGCGGGGCCGUGGGGGCGGAGGGGGGGGCGGUCCGGGGACCGGGGCGGGGCGGUCCGGCCCGGCCCGGGAAGCCCCCGCCCCCUCGGCGCGCCCCCCGGCCCCGCGGGCUCUUAGGAGGGGGCAGGCCGUCGUGUUUCCCCGCACCCCUCCCAGCAGCCGCCGGCUUUGGGGCCCCGGUGGGGAGCAGGGGGCUGAUUAGCGGAGGAGCAGGGGUGUGGCCAGCGGGGCCCCGGGUAGUGAGUCACACACGCUGCUCGCCCAGUCCCGGGCCGCGAGCGCGCGGUCCCAGCCUGAGCUGCGCGCCGCCCUGGCCCGAAGAGUGUUCCUGGGCUUGGCAUGAGGACCCAGGGGUGCCGAGGGAGGGGCUGAAGCCCGGCGCGGUGGUGGAGGAGGGCGGACAGAAUGACUGAGAACAUGAAGGAGUGCCUGGCGCAGACCAAGGCGGCCGUGGGGGAUAUGGUGACGGUGGUGAAGACCGAGGUCUGCUCACCCCUCCGCGACCAGGAGUAUGGCCAGCCCUGCUCCAGGAGACCAGAUCCCUCGUCCAUGGAAGUGGAGCCCAAGAAACUGAAGGGGAAGCGGGAGCUCAUCAUGCCCAAAAGCUUCCAGCAAGUGGACUUCUGGUUCUGCGAGUCCUGCCAGGAGUACUUUGUGGAUGCGUGUCCGAACCACGGUCCCCCAGUGUUUGUGUCCGACACGCCAGUGCCCGUGGGCAUCCCAGACAGGGCUGCCCUCACCAUCCCGCAGGGCAUGGAGGUGGUCAAGGAAGCGAGUGGGGAGAAUGACGUGCGGUGCAUAAAUGAGGUCAUCCCCAAGGGUCACAUCUUCGGCCCCUACGAGGGGCAGAUCUCCACCCAGGACAAAUCGGCUGGCUUCUUCUCCUGGCUGAUUGUGGACAAGAAUAACCGCUACAAGUCCAUAGAUGGGUCAGACGAGACUAAAGCCAACUGGAUGAGGUACGUGGUCAUCUCCCGGGAAGAGAGGGAGCAGAACCUGCUGGCCUUCCAGCACAGCGAGCGCAUCUACUUCCGCGCGCGCCGGGACAUCCGGCCGGGGGAGCGGCUCCGGGUCUGGUACAGCGAGGACUACAUGAAGCGUCUACACAGCAUGUCCCAGGAGACUAUCCACCGCAAUCUGGCCCGAGGAGAGAAGAGGUUGCAGAGGGAGAAGUCUGAGCAGGCUCUGGAUAACCUAGAAGACCUGAGGGGGCCCCUUCAGCUCCCCGUGUUGAGACAGGGCAAAAGUCCCUACAAGCGUGGCUUUGACGAGGGGGACGCGCACCCCCAGGCCAAGAAGAAGAAGAUUGACCUCAUUUUCAAGGACGUGCUGGAGGCGUCCCUGGAGUCUGCCAAGGCGGAAGCGCACCAGCUGGCGCUGAGCACCUCCCUGGUCAUCCGGAAAGUCCCCAAGUACCAGGACGAUGCCUACGGUCGCUGCGCCAUGACCGUGUCCCAUGGCGUGCCGAAUGUCAGCCGGACACAGGCGGAAGGAGACCGCAAGAUCCCCCAGGGGGCCUCCAAGGAGCCGGCCGCGUUGGAGGACGAAGAGGAAGAGCCAUCGUCCUUCAAGGCUGACAGCCCCGCCGAGGCCUCCCUUGCAUCCGACCCUCACGAGCUCCCCACCACCUCCUUUUGCCCUAACUGUAUUCGCCUCAAGAAGAAGGUCCGGGAGCUCCAGGCCGAACUAGAUAUGCUUAAGUCCGGGAAGCUUCCUGAACCCCCUGUUCAGGCCCUGGAGCUCCCAGAGCUCUCGGACCCCGCAGCCUCCGAGAGCCUGGUGUCCGGCCCCGCCGUCAUGGAGGACGAUGACCAGGAGGUGGACUCCGCCGACGAGUCCGUCUCCAACGACAUGCUGGCCGCCGCCGACGAGCCCUCCAAGAUGUCCUCGGCCGCCGGGCGCCGCAUCCGGCGCUUUAAGCAGGAGUGGCUCAAGAAGUUCUGGUUCCUGCGCUACUCCCCGACCCUCAACGAGAUGUGGUGCCACGUGUGCCGCCAGUACACGGUGCAGUCGUCGCGCACGUCGGCCUUCAUCAUCGGCUCCAAGCAGUUCAAGAUCCACACCAUCAAGCUGCACAGCCAGAGCAACCUGCACAAGAAGUGUCUGCAGCUGUACAAGCUGCGCAUGCACCCCGAGAAGACGGAGGAGAUGUGCCGCAACAUGACGCUGCUUUUCAACACCGCCUACCACCUGGCCUUCGAGGGCCGGCCCUAUCUGGACUUCCGGCCCCUGGCCGAGCUCCUGCGGAAGUGCGAGCUCAAGGUGGUGGACCAGUACAUGAACGAAGGCGACUGCCAGGUCCUCAUCCACCACAUCGCCCGCGCGCUGCGGGAGGACCUGGUGGAGCGCCUCCGCCAGUCGCCCUGCCUCAGCGUCAUCCUGGACGGCCAGAGCGACGACCUGCUGGCCGACACGGUGGCCGUCUACGUCCAGUACGCCAGCGGCGACGGGCCCCCGGCCACCGAGUUCCUGUCCCUGCAGGAGCUGGGCUUCUCGGGCACGGAGAGCUACCUGCAGGCCCUCGACCGGGCCUUUUCCGCGCUGGGCAUCCGGCUGCAGGACGAGAAGCCGACCGUCGGCCUGGGCAUAGACGGGGCCAACGUCACGGCCAGCCUGCGUGCCAGCAUGUUCAUGACGAUCCGCAAGACGCUGCCCUGGUUGCUGUGCCUGCCCUUCAUGGUGCACCGGCCGCACUUGGAGGUCCUGGACGCCAUCAGCGGGAAGGAGCUCCCCUGCCUGGAGGAGCUGGAGAACAACCUGAAGCAGCUGCUGAGCUUCUACCGCUACUCGCCGCGCCUCCUGUGCGAGCUGCGGUCCACGGCCUCCACCCUGUGUGAGGAGACCGAGUUCCUGGGGGACAUCCGCGCCGUGCGGUGGAUCAUCGGGGAGCAGAACGUCCUCAACGCGCUCAUCAAAGACUACCUGGAGGUGGUGGCCCACCUCAAGGACGUCAGCAGCCAGACCCAGCGAGCGGACGCGUCGGCCAUCGCGCUGGCGCUGUUGCAAUUCCUCAUGGACUACCAGUCCGUCAAGCUCAUCUACUUUCUCCUGGACGUCAUCGCCGUGCUCUCGCGCCUGGCCUACGUCUUCCAGGGCGAGUACCUCCUGGUGUCCCAGGUGGACGACAAGAUCGAGGAGGCCAUCCAGGAGAUCAGCCGGCUGGCCGACUCCCCCGGCGAGUACCUCCAGGAGUUCGAGGAGAACUUUCGGGAGAGCUUCAACGGCGUCGCCAUGAAGAACCUCAGGGUGGCCGAAGCCAAGUUUCAGUCCGUCAGGGAGAAGAUCUGCCAGAAGACCCAGGUGAUCCUGGCUCAGAGGUUCGACUCCCGCAGCCGGAUCUUCGUGAAAGCCUGCCAGGUGUUCGACCUGGCCGCCUGGCCCCGGAGCAGUGAGGAGCUGGUGAGCUACGGCAAGGAGGACAUGGUGCAGAUAUUCGACCACCUGGAGGCCAUCCCCGCCUUCUCCCGGGACGUCUGCAGGGAGGGGCAGGACCCCCGGGGCAGUCUGCUGAUGGAGUGGCGGGACCUCAAGGCUGACUACUACGCCAAGAACGGCUUCAAAGACCUGAUUGGCCACGUCUGCAAGUACAAACAGAGGUUCCCACUCUUGAACAAGAUCAUCCAGGUCCUCAAAGUGCUCCCCACUUCCACCGCCUGCUGUGAGAAAGGCCGCAACGCGCUGCAGCGAGUUCGCAAAAACCACCGCUCCCGCCUGACCCUGGAGCAGCUCAGCGACCUGUUGACAAUCGCCGUGAACGGCCCGCCCAUCGCCAGCUUCGAUGCCAAGCGGGCCCUGGACAGCUGGUUCGAGGAGAAGUCUGGCAACAGUUACGCGCUGUCGGCCGAGGUCCUCAGCAGGAUGUCGGCACUAGAACAGAAGCCCGUGCUGCAGACCGUGGACCACGGGUCAGAGUUCUACCCGGACAUCUAGGAGGCCGGCGUCCCAGAGUUCACUAAGCUGUUGAAUA